AUGGAGAUGGAAUACGGAAUUUUAUUUACACGCUCCAUAACCGUUUACAGCACUUUAUGCAAUCAUGGAAUUGUCAUCAUUUUUUCGUAUGAUUAUUAUAUAUAUAAUGGUAUGUAUACGUCAGUGUUCAGUGUAGCUAAAUCACCACGAUUGAUCGAAGAUGAUAUUGCCUAUAAACAGUUGAUUCAAUCCAAUGAUUCACAACAUGAACAUGCAUUACAACAUUUGGGUGAGGCAACAUUGGCCAAAGCAUUGGCUAAGCGUGUACGUGUACUCUGUUGGAUACUUACAAUGCCAAGUAAUCAUAAAUCAAAAGCUGUGCACGUUAAAGCUACCUGGGCUGGUCGAUGCAAUAAAUACAUGUUUAUUAGUAGCGAAAAUGAUGAAAACCUUCCUUCAGUAGCUGUAAUCGAUAAAGAAGGUCGUAAUUUGCUAUGGAAUAAAACAGCUGCAGCUAUAAAAUAUAUUGCAAAAAAUUAUGCUAAUGAUUAUGAUUAUUUUUUAAAAGCAGAUGAUGAUUCUUAUGUUGUUGUCGAAAAUCUACGUAGAAUUCUAUCUAAACAUAAUCCUGAUAAACCAUUUAUCAUGGGUAGAAGAUUUAAGCCGUACGUAAAACAAGGCUAUAUGUCAGGCGGUGGCGGUUAUGUACUCUCACGUGCUGGUCUCAUAAAUAUAGCCAAUGGUUUAAUAAACAACACAGAUUGUCUAAGCAGUAAAUAUGUGUUUGCUGAGGAUGUUAAACUAGGUUUUUGCGCUGAAGCCACUAAUGUAAGCGUGGCCGACAGUUUAGACUCAGAAGGACGUGAAUGCUUCCAUCCCUUCUCACCAUCUAACAUGCUUACAAAAGACCCUAAAGGUUAUCCUGAUUGGUUUCGAAAGUACAAUUAUCAUAGAAUAGAUACAGGAUUUGAUUGUUGCAGUGAUUAUGCUAUCUCUUUUCAUUAUAUUACUCCAGAUGAAAUGUAUCUUUUUGAAUAUAUGCUAUAUCAUUUACAUCCAUAUGGUAUACAUCGAGACUUUAUGGAUUUAAUCAAUUUUCUACAGUAUAAUAGAAUCUCUUAG
Messenger RNA from Heterobilharzia americana, 1062 nucleotides. NCBI's taxonomy places the organism in Eukaryota, Metazoa, Platyhelminthes, Trematoda, Strigeidida, Schistosomatidae. The record is from the annotation of a GenBank genome assembly.